UGGCUAAUCGCGUUGCAGAGCCUGAAUGGAGAAGGAGUGAUGGAGCUGGAGAAGGAGAUAGAGAUAGGAAAAGCGAAUUUCAACAUUUUCUUUAGAAACUAACGUUAUUCUGAACACACUGUGACACUGGGUGCUGCCAAUACGACAUGCAGUCAUGAAGCGAGUACGUACAGAGCAGUUCCAGUACACGGUUGCUCAGUACCUCAAGCGUCGGCAGUAUGUAGACUCAGAAGGUCCUCUGAAGGGGCCGAAGUUGUCUCAGACUGUAGAGGAGAUGGCAGCUAACCUCACAGUUCAAACAGAGUCAGGUUGUACCAAUUUUGUGUCUGCUGCCCCUUGUCAGGCAGACUCACAGCAGUAUGAAAUACAGUUUGGACAAUUGCGAACUUUUCUGACUGAUACAGAUGUGCAGUGGAGCUGGGAAGUGACCUCAGUGCUGUACCCCCUAUUUGUCUACCUCCACCUUGACAUGGUACACUGUGGCCUAAAAAGCUCAGUGGACAGCUUUUAUAGCCGCUUCCACAACAUGUUCCUGCAGGACACUGACCAGAAGGACAUUAUAGAACAGUUACGGACUACCCUGACAGUCCAGGAUAUCUCAUCUAAUCCAAAACUCAGAGCCUUCCUUGACAAUAAGUAUGUCGUCCACCUCACUGAUGAGGCCUACAACUACCUCCUCCGCUACCUCCAGAGUGACAAUAACACUGCUCUCUGUAGGGUGCUGGCUUCCCACAUCCAAGUGGAGGUUACUUCCACCCAGCGGACUGUCUAUCAAUUGUAUGGUAGCGGCCCCAGUGGCGUGGGGGUGUUUUCACGAGGGGAUGCCAGCAAUAACAUGGAACCUGGGGAUGUUCCUGCUACCAUCCUGCAGAACGAAGCCGCCCGCAACUUGUUGCAAGAGUGUAUCAAACGUGUGAAGGACGGGCCACCGUCGCUCAGCACGGUCUGCUUCUACGCAUUUCACAACACAGACCAACUGCUCAAUUCCGCUGAGAUCUCCGCCAACAGCAAGCUGUUGGCUGCCGGCUUCGACAACUCCUGCGUCAAAUUGUGGAGCCUGCGGGCCCGGAAGCUCAAGGCAGAGCCCCACCAGGUGGACGUCUCAAGAAUCAAUUUGGCGUGCGACGUCCUUGAGGAUGAGAGUGAAGAUGAAGACAGUGCUGGUACUGAAAUGAAAACCCUAAGAGGACACUGUGGGCCGGUGUACAGUACUACAUUCCUUACAGACAGCUCGGGACUCCUCUCCUGUUCUGAGGACACAACAAUCAGAUACUGGAACCUUGGCAGUUUUACUAACACUGCUUUGUACCAGGGACAUGCGUACCCGGUGUGGGACAUUGACAUUAGCCCGUGCAGCCUUUAUUUUGCCAGUGGGUCGCAUGACAGGACUGCUAGGCUUUGGACGUUUAGUCGGACAUACCCAUUGAGGCUCUAUGUGGGUCACUUGGCAGACGUAGACUGUGUCAAGUUCCAUCCCAACUCUAAUUAUAUCGCCACAGGCUCCACUGACAAAACUGUCCGGCUGUGGAGUACACAGCAAGGGAAUUCCGUAAGGCUGUUCACUGGCCAUCGUGGCCCUGUUUUAUCACUGGCCUUUUCACCCAAUGGGAAGUACCUGGCAUCAGCAGGGGAAGACCAGAGGCUAAAACUGUGGGACUUGGCAUCGGGUGCAUUAUUUAAAGACUUGAGGGGGCAUACCAGCAACAUCACAAGCCUCUCCUUCAGUCCCGACAGUAGCUUGAUAGCCUCUGCCUCCAUGGACAAUUCUGUCAGGGUUUGGGAUAUCCGAAACACGUACUGCAAUGCACCUGCGGACGGCUCCUCCAGUGAGCUAGUUGGCGUUUACACAGGACAGACUAGUAAUGUAUUGAGCGUGCAGUUUAUGGCCUGCAACUUACUACUAGUGACUGGAACAGCACAGGAAAACCAAGAACAUUAGUCUAGGGUAGAGAGAUACUGGUGUCUAAGUGGUCUAGGACAGGUAAUAUUUAUUCUUGUGGUGGUAAGAUGUUGGUUUGCCAGACCUGGUAGGGGAAAGUUAGAAAAUGGCAAAUGGAGCAUGUUUCAUGGAGCCUUGAAAAAACCCUAAUACAUUUUAAGGCGGUAUUCCGUGAGGCGAACAGGCUCGGACAGCCAGGUUCCGCUUGUUCGAUGUAGAACAGGAACAGGUUUUAGUCUAUUUUGUGAAAUUAGUUUGAUUUUUUUUUUAUUUUCAGUCAAAAGUUCCAAGCAGUAUUUAUAUCAAAUGUAAUAAACUGGACCAUUAAUAUUAUUAUUAUGGGUCAAAUAAAUAAAACAAAUCUCGCAAUACAGUACAAAUCAUCGUAAAUCGCGGCUACAUUUAUUGUAGUUUGCCAGUAUUGCAAGUACACAUAGUUUAUCUAAUAUUAGAAUACAGAGAAUCCGCAAUACAGCUAUGAUCAAAGGUUUUGCAUCCCCCUAUAAAAUUAACAAAUGUUGCUUAAUAAAGUCAAAUGAAACCUGCUGAAUAAUGUUACGUUAACCUAUUGAAUAACAUACCGCUUUGUAGUUUGAUCAUAUAGGCCUACAGAAUGAAAAAUGUGACAUUUCAAAAUCUAAAAUGAAAUAUGGCUUCCGGUAGACUUUUGCAAUAUAACUUUGAUUAUAUGAAGGUAAAAUUAUGUUUCUUAUUUUUUAUUGCGUCUCAAUCCUAAAAUUCUAGGUGAUGCAAAACUUUUGGGCACAGCUGUACCUGCGGGGCUUCACCGUGUUUCACCGUGUAAAAAUGUUUGCCGAGCAGACCGGGCUGUUCGACUAAAUAAGCAGAACACGUUCCAGGGCAGGGAAGUGGAACGGUUUAGCCAAAUCGGAUUGUUCAGUUCGGUCUCAGAAAUUACGCCUUCAGUAAGUCGAAAGAGGGUAAACUGGUUUCAAAGAUAUGUAUCGGAUCGAUGUCUGAACUUAUUAAAUCAAAUGGGUUUGAAUGGCAGGCAGAAAUAACUUGCUGACAAAACAUACAGGUGAUUUCCUUAUGUAGUCCAAGGUUUGUGCUCCUCUGGGUCUGCGAAUCCAGCCAAUGAUGUUUUAAAUAAGACAAAUAUUUUUUUCAAAGGUCAUUUGGAUGAGAGGUGCCCAAGAUUUACACUUCAAAAUCAAUGAAGCUUAACAGAGAGAAAAUUCGACAAGAUGUCCCCAUGCCCCACAAAAAAGUGUCUUUCAAUGUAUGAAAGUAUGCCAAAGACUGAUCAGUAGUUAUGGAGAUACUUCUAAAAUGUCAGUCUUUAGCCCAAUCAAUCGACGGCCUGAAUUACUGCGGUAGCAUGAACUGGAUUCUGUUGCACUCAAGAAAUUGCAAUGGGAUGUCUAUAAGCAAUUUCAUUGCAAUUGGAUGGGCAGUAUUUUCUGUUUGUUGGUGGGGACAGUAAACUCCAGUGAACGAGAGGUGGUCUGUCUGUUGUCUUUGCUUUUGUUUGUGACAAGCAAACCAUCAUCCUAGUAAUGUCACUGAUCUUAAAUAUAUCCAUCUGAAUUGAAGGGUUUCAAAUGUACAGCAUUCUGCAUUAGUCCCAGUUUACUGACUGCUGAAAGGUUUAGGAAAUGUUUGUUUGUAAAGAAUAGGUACAACAAGGAUGUUAUUGCUAUCAGAGGAACUUGUGCUGUUUGCCAGGCCAAAAGGCUUUAAAAGAUUGUGUCUUGAAUUAUUAGAUUGUAAUUUAUUGAGGAAAAACAAAUUCUUUAGAAGUUUGCCCUGAGCAAGCAUAAGCGCCUAUCUCCUAUGGCUCAUGUAUUGAUUUAUACUAAAAUGCUGUAUGUAGGGAUGAUUCUCUACUGAAGGGUCAAUAGCUGAUGCUUUUUGCUCCUCUAUUCCUCAGUAGCACCAACUGUUCAAUUGUAAUGCACUAAGGGAUUGAAAAACCUAACAUUACCAGUCAGAAAAAUGAACAGGAUAUUUUGUAUGCUUUUGAUACCUAGUUUACAAGCUUGUGUGGUGUGUAUGCUGCAGUCUACAAAAUUGUUCUUUUUAUUUUGGAACUGUUAAAAGUAAAUACUAUUUUCUUAAGUGACUGGCAGUGGCAUAUUCCAGUUCUUUGCAUUUCUGAAGGACUCAUUUUUGUAUUGACAUUUCUAUUAAAAUGUUUGUUUGUUUUUUUAAUUAAUUAAAUACUACUUGUAAUUUU
This is a messenger RNA of Acipenser ruthenus (sterlet), 4139 nucleotides long. RefSeq names its product TAF5-like RNA polymerase II p300/CBP-associated factor-associated factor 65 kDa subunit 5L. The coding region runs from base 155 to 1939 and encodes 594 amino acids. NCBI's taxonomy places the organism in Eukaryota, Metazoa, Chordata, Actinopteri, Acipenseriformes, Acipenseridae. The record is from RefSeq and is a predicted model, not a curated record. Gene Ontology annotation, cellular component: nuclear protein-containing complex; histone acetyltransferase complex. The transcript has 5 exons. Gene Ontology annotation, biological process: regulation of DNA-templated transcription. Gene Ontology annotation, molecular function: protein binding; transcription coactivator activity.